Synchiropus splendidus (mandarinfish) is the source of this 751-nucleotide messenger RNA. Its product is annotated as guanine nucleotide-binding protein G(I)/G(S)/G(O) subunit gamma-5. Gene Ontology annotation, cellular component: heterotrimeric G-protein complex. The record is from RefSeq and is a predicted model, not a curated record. Bases 293 to 499 code for a protein of 68 amino acids. Gene Ontology annotation, molecular function: G-protein beta-subunit binding. Gene Ontology annotation, biological process: G protein-coupled receptor signaling pathway. NCBI's taxonomy places the organism in Eukaryota, Metazoa, Chordata, Actinopteri, Syngnathiformes, Callionymidae. The transcript has 3 exons.
GGUGGUGAGGAGGAGGACCACUGUGGCAGGAACAGCAGACUCAGAGGAGUUUUGGAAGAGCUCACUUGUCGCGUUUACUCGUUUGAAGCUGAAUACAAAGUUCUAUUGUUGGUUUGUUUGUUAAAAAAACUCAACAUAAUUGGAUUUCAUUGACAGAAACACGAACCGCCCCUUCGUAAACCGGAAACAGUAGAGGAAGUAGUUAGCAUUUAGCUCGCUCGCUACUAUCAACAAGUGUCCAGCAGAAGUUCAACACUCGACUUUAAUAACACCGUGCUGACUAAACGGAACAAUGUCCGGAUCGUCCAACAUCGUCGCGAUGAAAAAAGCGGUGAAACAGUUGCGUCUCGAGGCGGGCAUCAACAGAGUGAAGGUGUCGCAAGCCGCUGCCGACCUGCAGCAAUACUGUCUCCAGAACGCCCAGCAUGACCCUCUGCUCACCGGGAUGUCGUCCAGCAACAACCCGUUCAGACCGCAGAAAGUCUGCUCCUUCCUAUAACCCAUAACAGUGUUGAACGUGGAGCCAGACUGACGCAGGCAGCAACACUGUGGACCUGACAGGAGUGUGAUGACGGAGUUGUGCACCCCACCAUUUCAAGUGAUGUGGGAAAAAGAGAAAACAAAUUUGCAACAUUUCAAGGUGCUGAUGUGGAUGUCUUAACUCACCUGUGUAGAUGUAGCUGACUAACACACAUGUGCCUUUUCAAAUGUACUUGUUUUUUUUUUUUUUUAAUAAUAUGAACCGAGAUAA